UAGUAAGAAACAUUGCAGAUAAUGAAAGGGAGGUUUGUUUCUGCAUUAGGAGCACGGUUAAUAAAUCAACAGAAGGCUCCUUGCUUGAUUCUUGAUGGAGGUAUGGGGACUUCAAUGAAUAACUUGGGUUUGAAUGAGUAUGAUUCUUGGAGUGCACCGCGCAGGUUGAAUGAAGUGUAUAUUCGUGACAGUGUAAAGAAAGUACACACAAUGUUUUUAGAAAGUGGAGUUGAUAUUCUUACAACGAAUACAUAUGAUUCAGAAUUGGAUGGCGGUAGUCAAAAUUACAUGAAAAGUCAGUGGGUCCUUGAAAAUAUAAAUGUAGCUAAAGAAGCUAUUGAUGAGUUUAUGGCAAGGACAUCGAAAAGUGUUGAUUUUCCCAGACCACUAUUGGCCAUGUCUGUUGGUACUGUUGCUACAACAAUCAACUUUAGAGCUGAAAAUUCAAACAGAGAACAUGAUGAUGGCGCUGAUUGUUUAAGGGUUGAAGGUUAUGGCUUUGAAGCUUCAUAUAUCCAAUCUUACUUUAAUGCCAGGUUGGCUGAUGAUAUUUUGCAUCAUGGUGCUGUGUGCGGUGUCGCUGUUUUGGCCUUUGAAACUGUGGGUGAUUUGUUAGAAGUACAAGUUAUUUGUGAUGUUCUGAAAGCUAAGGCUGAUCUGCUAACUGAAACUGCAAUGUCUACAUGGGUUACAUUGACUUGUCUCGAUGAAGAAACAGUGGAUACAGGUGGCAGUGUGACGUCUUGUAUUGAGCUGCUGGCUAAGUGUCCUCAGGUAACUGGUGUUGGUAUUAACUGCUCCCAGCCUCAUCUCGUUACACCUAUCAUUGGGAAAAUAAAACAAAUACUUAAAGAAUGCAAUGCAGAAGAUAAGCUUAUUGUUGUUUAUCCAAACAGUGGUGAAACUUACCUCAACAGAGAAUUGAAAGAUGGUGAAACAGAUCAUUGGAAAACAAAUUUGGCAUUUAAGAAUUGGAAAUUUGCUGAUGCUGCCAUGGAGUGGAUCGAUAAUGGUGCACACAUAGUAGGGGGCUGCUGCAGAAUAACUGCUGAGAACAUUGCUGAACUAGUACAGAAAGUAGGCAAACUUUAGCUGCUGAGAACAUGUAAAUAAGUGAAUGAAGUCUAAUUUUAUGCAGCACUUUAUCAGUAAAUAUGUGAAUACAAUUUUUUUAAAUGUAUGAUUCAUUUCAUUUUACUUUUCACAUGGGUUAGUGUAUUUCUGUGGUCACACAGCAUUUUCAGUCUUCAGAUUAUCACAGAAGGUAUCUUGAGUGCAGUAGUGCAUUGCAUUUUAUAUUUUAGGUAUGAUUAGCAUUAAAUUAUGAUAUUAGGCCAGUGAGAUAUGAUGCAUUUGAUUGAUAGUUCUUCUUUGUAUUACAUCAGUAGAAAUAACCUUAACCUGGUUACCUUGUUGCACAGAGCAAUUCUACCUGCACAUUCACAUUUUUCAAUGAGAUCAUAACUUAGAGACUUUUUAUUGAAUUGUCAAUGGGGUUUUUAGUCAUAUUUUUACCAUCAUAAUUUGUUAAUUGCCUUAUAUAGUAAAAUCCUGAUUUACCGUACCCCAAUUUACUGUACCUCUUCCCUUCCCCAAAACGUUUGGAAAUUUAACAUUUCUAGUUGCAUAUCAUAUAUGAUUCUUAGAACAGUUGAAGUUAUUUA
Bolinopsis microptera is the source of this 1664-nucleotide messenger RNA. RefSeq lists its product as uncharacterized. The transcript has a single exon. The record is from RefSeq and is a predicted model, not a curated record. The coding region runs from base 22 to 1092 and encodes 356 amino acids. Lineage: Eukaryota; Metazoa; Ctenophora; Tentaculata; Lobata; Bolinopsidae. Gene Ontology annotation, molecular function: S-adenosylmethionine-homocysteine S-methyltransferase activity. Gene Ontology annotation, biological process: S-methylmethionine cycle.